This is a messenger RNA of Thelazia callipaeda (thelaziosis nematode), 3450 nucleotides long. The record is from the annotation of a GenBank genome assembly. NCBI's taxonomy places the organism in Eukaryota, Metazoa, Nematoda, Chromadorea, Rhabditida, Thelaziidae.
AUGGCUCUCAAUUAUAUUGUAACUGCACAAAAAGCGACAGUGAUAACGCAUGCUGUUGUUGGAAAUUUUUUGUCCCCUACAGAACUAACCUUGGUGCUUGCAAAGACGAAUCGAGUGGAACUUUUACUGGUCACUCCAGAAGGACUGAAGCCUCAUACAGAUUGUUCAGUAUAUGGGCGUAUUGCUGUAAUGAAAUUAUUUAGAGCACCUGGAGAAAAUUUGGAUAGUUUGUUAGUUUUGACAGCAAAAUAUAAUGUUGCUAUAAUUCGUUGGACAGCCAAAGGUGAAUCUCGCACUCGAGCCUCUGGACAUAUUGUAGAUCGAGUUGGGCGAUCAUCUGAAACAGGAAUGAUAGCAAUUACCUAUGCAUCACUUUUGAUGUUUCGUUUGUACGAUGGCCUUCUCAAAGUUGUACAAUGGAAUGAAGGAAAGGAUCUCCGUGGUUUCAACGUUCGAUGCGAUGAUUUGCACAUCAUUGAUAUAGCUUUCUUGUCUGAUCCAGACCGUCCAACUAUUGCUUACAUAUAUCAAAAUGAUAAUGGUCGUCAUUUAAAAGCCAUAGUACUUAAUGUGGAAGACAAGGAGCUUAGCCCGCCUAUUUGGAAACACGAGCAUCUUGAAGGCGAAGCAAGUAUGGUGAUUCCGAUUCCUCAGCCUAUAGGCGGAUGUCUUGUUGUUAGCUCUGAUGCUGUUUCUUAUCAUAAAGGUGAGUUUAAGCCUAAUGAUGAAUAUUUAGGAGGAGAGAGUGCUAUUUGCUAUGCACCAAUGCCUGCAUCAAAAUAUCGCAGAACACACCCAAACUGCUAUGCAAUAGUAGAUCGUGAUGGACAACGACAUUUGUUGGCUGACUUAUCUGGUAAUUUGUACAUGUUGUUGCUAGAGUUAAAUCAAAAUGAGCAGAAAGGAGGAAACUGUGAUCGAUUUGUCAAAGACAUGAAGAUCGAAUUCUUAGGGAUAACGAGUAUAGCUGAGUGCCUUUGCUAUUUGGAUAAUGGAGUUUGCUUUGUUGGCUCUCGUUUUGGCGAUAGUCAGCUCAUACGGCUCAGCACAGAACCAAGAUCUGAUGGUACUGGUUACAUAACGUUGUUAGACACUUAUACGAACCUUGCUCCUAUAAGGGACAUGACAGUAAUGCAGUGUAAUGGUCAGCAACAAAUUGUUACUUGCUCUGGAGCUUACAAGGCAAGUUUCUCCUUUAUUCUUUGUGAUGGUACUAUUCGCAUUAUAAGAAAUGGCAUUGGAAUUCAGGAGUUGGCUUCUUCAGAAGUAAAAGGCAUUAAAAAUAUGUUCACUCUUCGCCUGAAAGAUGUUGAGCUGGAUGACUAUUUAAUUAUUAGUCUUAUUGAUACAACACACAUACUACUUAUCAAUGGCGAAGAAUUAGAAAAGAUUGAUAUAAAAGGUUUCAUCACUGAUGACGGAACUCUUUGGGCAGGCUGUCUGUAUCGUAGCCACAUAAUAUUGCAAAUUACUCACUCAGACGUAAUUCUGAUUGAUGAGGAAAAUAUUCAGAGAUGGAGAGCUCCCAGUCGAAUUACAGUUGCUGCUGUAAACGAUAGAACUGGUCAAAUUAUGCUAGCCUGUGGAGCUAUUUUAAUAUAUUUAGAAGCUACAGUUAAUGGUAUUAGUGUAAUCACUCAAGUCGAGGGCAAUUUUGAAAUUUCCUGCCUCGAUAUCAGUCCCAUUGGAGAUGCAUCAUCGCAAUCCGAAUUAUGUGCUAUUGGCUACUGGACAGAUUUAUCUGUUGCUCUUCUGAAGCUACCCUUUUUAAAGGAAGUGAUUCGGGAAAAAAUACCUGGGGAUAUGCUUUCUCGGUCUAUUAUGUUGAGUUAUAUGGAAAAAACACUUUAUUUGUUAGUAGCUCUUGGAGACGGAACAGUGCAUUAUUUCCAUGUUGAUAUAGAGCAGGGAAAACUCUUAGAACCAAAAAGAGCUACUCUUGGGACACAACCUACACGGUUGCGUAAAUUUCAGUCUCGAUGUUCUCCAUUCCCCAAUAUUUUUGUAUGUAGUGAUCGUCCAGCAGUAAUUUAUUCCUCAAAUCAAAAACUUUUAUUUUCUAAUGUCAACCUUAGAAUGGUUACGAUCAUGACACCGCUACAUUGUCUUGCAUAUUCUGACGCAAUAGCUUUCACUGACGGAUAUUCUUUGUGUAUUGGGAUGAUUGAUGACAUUCAAAAACUGCAUAUCAGGACGGUUCCAUUGGGAGAAAGUCCUUCUCGAAUUGCUUACCAACAGGAAACAAAUACAAUUGUUAUAACUGUUGAACGAAUGGAGGUUUCUAUACCAUCUCUGUUUUUCACUACCUUCCAGUUUGUGGAUUCCAUGGGAAAGCAUUAUUUUGUCGGACAUUGCGCAUCAAAAACUGUUUUUGGUGCAUCGGGUCGGUUUAAUGCAUUAAAACGAGAAUCUGGGCCUGGAUGUGGGCCUGAACAGAUGGAGGUCAGUUCUUUGUUAUUAUUAGAUGCGAAUACAUUUGAAAUUUUGCAUUCUCACGAGUUCGAGCUGAACGAAGUGGCAAUGUCAUUGGUUUCAUGUAAGCUUGGUAAUGAUGACCAACCAUAUUAUGUCGUAGGAACUGCUGUAAUUUUGUCCGACGAAACGGAAUCUAAACAGGGCCGCAUUAUGAUGUUUCAAGCAUGUGAAGGGUCAGAUCGUUUGCGUUUAGUGUAUGAAAAAGAGAUAAAAGGAGCAGCUUAUUCAGUUCAGCCAAUGAAUGGAAAAUUGGUUGUUGCUGUCAAUAGCUGUGUGCGAUUAUUUGAAUGGACUGCUGAUAAAGAAUUACGGCUCGAGUGUUCUGAUUUCGAUAAUGUGACUGCACUGUAUUUGAAAACAAAGAAUGACUUAAUUUUGGUGGGCGAUUUGAUGCGGUCUCUUUCUUUGCUUUCGUAUAAGUCAAUGGAAUCAACUUUUGAAAAAGUUGCUAGGGAUUUUAUGACGAACUGGAUGUCUGCAUGUGAAAUAAUAGAUUCAGAAAUUUUCUUAGGCGCUGAAAAUUCACAUAAUCUGUUCACAGUUGUCAAGGACCUGUAUUCAGUGUACAAGGAAGAAGGAACAAGAUUGCAGGAAACAGGAAUGUUUUACUUGGGUGAAAUGGUCAACGUAUUUUGUCAUGGAUCUUUGGUUGCUACUCAGGUUGAUGUACCACCUAUUUAUCAUACACCUAUAUUAUAUGGUACCGCUGAUGGCGGGAUAGGAACUAUUGUUCAACUGUCUCCUGCUCUUCACGCUUUUUUGUUGGAUAUCCAGCACCGUUUAGCUGCAGUAGUAAGCAAUUGUUUGCGGAUUUCACAUGCUCAGUAUAGAACAUUUGAAACAGAGAAACGGUCUGAAGUUGCGAAUGGCUUCAUUGACGGUGAUUUGAUUGAGACUAUUUUGGAUAUGAACAAGAGUAUCUUGGAGCGUAUUGUCAUGGGACUUAAAAUACCACUUUCAUGCAGUAAGUUCUGA